GCAACAUAGCAAGGAAAGGGGAUUUUUUCUGUGUAAAUACUUGGGAGUAAUGUAACUUCCAGCUGCAGGAGAUCACGUCAUUUUUAAAUGACAGAAGAGAAUGGAACACCCUGAGAACAAACAGAACCAGAGAAAUAGGGGAGGAGCCCCAGACUGAGUCAUCCUUUGGGCCUGCAAUAGAAUUAUAGUCCUCUAGAGAUUUAUAGCCUGGGCGGAUUGCUCUAGUUUGUUGGAUUGGACUAGGCAGAGCAGCACUAGGAAAGUUAAGAUAGGGAAAGACUUUGGACCACAACUUCUACAACAACUUGACAGCCAGCAUGUCUCAGCCUGACGAGGGAGAGCAGAGCCGACCAGAGGUAAGAGAGGAAGAUCUCGUUGAAGCAAAGGAUAAGCUAGGUCUCAAAGGGGAGGUGAAGAGCAAGACCUUUGAAGUGAUGGAAGAGUGUGAGCGUGUUGGGAAGGCUGCCCCGUCAGUGUUCAGUGGAGCGAGGUCAGGGGCAGAGACUGCCUUCAACAAACCACCCACUCGACCAAUCCGGAAGUAGAAGAAGC
This is a messenger RNA of Hypomesus transpacificus, 552 nucleotides long. RefSeq names its product musculoskeletal, embryonic nuclear protein 1a (gene mustn1a). Gene Ontology annotation, biological process: chondrocyte differentiation; chondrocyte proliferation; tissue regeneration. Gene Ontology annotation, cellular component: nucleus. The transcript is spliced from 3 exons. The coding region runs from base 318 to 545 and encodes 75 amino acids. NCBI's taxonomy places the organism in Eukaryota, Metazoa, Chordata, Actinopteri, Osmeriformes, Osmeridae. The record is from RefSeq and is a predicted model, not a curated record.